This is a messenger RNA of Haemorhous mexicanus (house finch), 3172 nucleotides long. It is a transcript of the gene TRMT1L, whose product is annotated as tRNA methyltransferase 1 like. The transcript is spliced from 16 exons. Gene Ontology annotation, molecular function: RNA binding. Bases 1 to 2322 code for a protein of 773 amino acids. Gene Ontology annotation, cellular component: nucleus. Lineage: Eukaryota; Metazoa; Chordata; Aves; Passeriformes; Fringillidae. The record is from RefSeq and is a predicted model, not a curated record. Gene Ontology annotation, biological process: tRNA N2-guanine methylation.
AUGGCAGCGCUAGAGGCGGCGGAGGCAGCGCUAGAGGCUGCGAAGGCCGCGCUGGGGCGGCGGCAGGAGCAGCAGGAGGAAGAAGAGGAGGAAAACCACAACCAUGACCAUGAAGGCGGCGGCGAGCCGGCGGCGUUCAAUGGUUUGGUGGUCUCUGAAAACAUGAAAGGCAACAACGCUGAUGUGAAAAUUCCCAAGUCAGAAUUGGAAGCUGAAGACAGAGGAGCAGAGGAAGAGCGCCCAAGGGAAUCUGAUAGCAACAUUUUGGAUCUAUCAUCUGAUUACCCCCGAGACAAACAUAUUUCAAUUCAGAGACACCUUGCUGAUCUAGAGAAAUUGGCUGACCUGAGAGAAGAUGAAAGGAAGCCUUGUCCAUUGUGUCCUGAGGAGAAAUUCAAAGCUUGCUAUAGCCACAAACUCCAUCGUCACUUGCAGAAUUUGCACUGGAAGGUGUCUGUUGAAUUUGAAGGGUACAGAAUGUGCAUCUGUCACUUACCCUGUCGGCCAGUAAAACCCAACCUUGUUGGAGACCAGACAUUGUCAAAGAUGGGAGCUCAUUACCACUGUAUCAUCUGCUCAGCAACAAUAGUACGAAGAACUGACAUGAUCGGUCACAUUAAUCGUCACGUGAAUAAAGGAGAGUCUGAGUCCAGGUUUAUCACAGUUGGUGCUCCGAAAUCAUCUUAUGAAGUGGUGAAGGAGUCAGCCACAGAUGUGCAGGUUCUUCCCAACCACUCCACACCCCAAAAAACAGAUUCCUAUUUUAAUCCUAAAAUGAAGCUCAACAGGCAGUUGAUAUUCUGUGCACUGGCUGUGCUUGCUGGGGAGCGCAAACCCAUUGAAUGUUUGGAUGCUUUUGGUGCCACUGGAAUCAUGGGAUUGCAGUGGGCAAAGCAUCUUAGUAGUUCUGUGAAAGUUACAAUUAAUGAUUGUAAUGAAAAUUCUGUGACAAUGAUUAAGGAAAAUUGUCAUUUAAACAAAAUGAAGGUGAAACUGAACAUUAAGGAAGAAGACGAUGGUGAAACUGUGGGAAAUGGAGAAGAAAACAGUGACACCAUUGAGGUGACAAAAAUGGAUGCCAAUGUUGUCAUGCAUUUGAGAUCAUUUGAUUUUAUCCAUUUGGACCCCUUUGGAACUGCUGUGAAUUACCUGGACUCUGCCUUUAGAAACGUGAGAAACCUUGGGAUUGUGUCACUGACAUCCACAGACAUCAGCUCCCUCUAUGCCAAGGCUCAGCACGUGGCCCUGCGUCACUAUGGCUGCAAUAUUGUCAGAACAGAGUACUACAAGGAGCUGGCAGCCAGGGCUGUAAUUGCUGCUGUCACCAGAGCUGCAGCUCGCUGUAACAAAGGCAUUGAAGUGCUGCUGGCAGUGGCUCUGGAACACUUUGUUCUGGUGGUGGUCAGGGUUUUACGGGGUCCAACCCCUGCGGAUGACUCGGCAAAGAAGGUCCGAUACCUCAUCCACUGCCAGUGGUGUGAAGAGAGGGUUUUCCAGAAAGAGGGCAAUAUGGUGGAAGAAAACCCUUACCAGCAGCUGCCCUGUGACUGCCAUGGCAGCAUGCCUGGGAAGACAGCAGUGCUUCUUGGUCCUCUCUGGUCAGGAGCUCUCUUUAACACUGGAUUCCUCAGGAGGAUGCUCCUGGAGGCUGUGCAGUAUGGCUUGGAUGAAGCUCAGCCACUUCUGAAGACAUUAGUUUGUGAAGCAGAAUGCACAGCUCCCAAACAUUUUCUUACCCACAGUCCUGGUGACGAGAACAAACAAGAAGAGUGUGGCGUAUAUAUUAGAACACCAAGUACUUUUGCAGAAUCCUACUUAGUACAUGGCAAGAGGAAAAGUGAGGAGGUGCUGCGCGGCACGGCGAAGCGGCAGCGGGCCGAGCACAGCGCCGAGCACCCCCCGUUCUACUACAACAUCCACCGGCACAGCAUCAAGGGCAUGAACAUGCCAAAGUUAAAUAAGUUCCUGAAUUAUCUGUCAGAGGCCGGAUACCGCGUGAGCCGAACCCACUUCGACCCCAUGGGAGUCCGCACCAAUGCGCCCCUGGCACAGUUCAAGACUGUUCUCAUGAAGUACAGCACUCCUACCUACGUGGGGGCACAGGCAGAGGGCCCUGUGCAUCUCCCUGGAGAGAUCCAGGUGGGAGAAGAGGUUCCACCUGCUGCAGUGAUCAAGGUGGAGGAGGCUGAGUUAGCGGAAGAUGAUAAAUCAGCUACUGCAGUGAUCAAGGUGGAGAAGGCCGAGUUAGCGGAAGAUGAUAAAUCUGCAGUCGCCGCCGCCGUGUUCACAGAGUCCUACCCCACUCACUGUGCUGCUGAAUAAUGCAGAUGGGUUUGUUCAUCAGGAUGUUACAGACUUCCAGCACGCCCUAUUCCAGUAAGCCACUCCUUCCUCCCAAGCUGGAGUUUGACCGUUUUGAGCUGCCUGUUGUACUUGGAAGGGACAGUUUAGACUUAGGUAACAGAACUUAGCCCUGAUCCCAGCAUGGCUGUGGUCACAGAACCAGCUCUGUGGCAUGGCUGUGGAGUUACCUGCUUUUAUGAUCACCUCCUUUUCACACUGAGGCAUGGAGGCUGCUUCCCAGUCUGUCCAAGCCUUACUGCCAGCACUGCAUCCAGGAGGGGGGACAGGGCCGACAGUGUUUAGCAUUUUGGAAUAUGACAUCAUUGUGAAACAGCCUGUUCCUAAAAUGCAUCAUUCCUAAAACCUAGCCAGCUAUGAUCUAGAGAGAGGGCAUGUUAAGGUAAGAAAAUAGCACAGGAUAAAAUGCCCUCUGAGUUAAAGCCAGGCAGUCCUGCCUGGGUGCAGUUGUUGCUCCAGGUUGCACAUGUAACUCUGCAUUCAGGUCUGUUUCCAGGGUUCUGCAUCCAGGCAGGAGCUGAUCCCAGGAGAACAGGAAGGAGCGGUGACACAGCUGCUAGCGAACUUCAGUUUGUACCCGAAUCGUAGUGAAUUGUGUAGUCACUCUAGGUAGUUGUCUGAUCAGAGCUUACAUUGGUUGUGUGCUGCAGAAAGGUACAGGGACAAGGGACCACAGUGGACCUUCAGAUGAAGUUUGUGGUGAGUUGUCAAUAGUAACUCUGAGCUAAGAUCUCUUCUGUGAAGGAGCAAAGCUGCCAGGUGUUGGCAGUUCUGGUUUCCUUAAAUACAUGGCAGCAUUCCAGCCAAAUAA